This is a messenger RNA of Balaenoptera acutorostrata (minke whale), 1799 nucleotides long. Its product is annotated as putative protein FAM90A7. The coding region runs from base 498 to 1196 and encodes 232 amino acids. NCBI's taxonomy places the organism in Eukaryota, Metazoa, Chordata, Mammalia, Artiodactyla, Balaenopteridae. The record is from RefSeq and is a predicted model, not a curated record. The transcript has 4 exons.
GCUGACGGCGAGCCUGGUCUCCUCAGGACUCGCUGGGGCUUUGGCUUCUGGAACACAUGGGGCUGAGUCCAUGCUGACAACGCGGGGGCUUCAGGACAACACAGGGUCGAGUCCACGCUAACGGGAGCCAGGUCUCCUCAGGAGUUGCUGAGGCUUCGGCUUUGGGACGUUGUGGAGUCCAGUUCACGCUGACGGGAGCCCCGUCUCCUCAGGACCGGCCGGGAGGUGGCGCGGCUGACGGAAAAGGUAAUCCACAGGACCCAAGACAUGGUAGCUACUAUACUCUUCCCAUGGUGCCUCUUAAUAUCAUGUGGACUCCUACAAGGGAAAAGGUUGCCGUUUCAGCAUUUCAAGGUCCUUUAGCCUGUUGGUGUUGUGGGAAGAGGUGAAGGAGCUGUGCUGACGCCACUGAAGGCAUAUUUUCAAGAUACCAAUGUGAUUCCUCAACAUCAUAUCAAUAAGAAAACGACCCAGAGCAGGAGGAAGGAGAGGAGGAAAUGGCAGCUUCUCAGCCUCCACAAUGGCCAAUGCUCAUCCAGGCAUCCAAGAGGAAAUCUGUCCUGGAAAUGGAUCGCCCGAUUAGCUCACUGAUCGGGAAUGAUGACCUGAAAUCCACCUGGCCCUCGGGGCGUCCCAUCAAGAGAAGUUUGGUCCAGGACUCCAUAAGCAGCAUCCAGGCACCAGGCAAGAGAUCUGCUCAGAUCUCCACCCUGGCUUGUCUGAACCCACCAAAGAAACCCAGACUGAGUCCCAUCCAAUUUCCCAAGAAGAGCACCCUGAGACCAGAUCCACGGGUUUUCCAGAAUCUGCAGCCUCCACCCAGUACCACCGGACCUGGGCCAACCGUGGCACCCCCAGUGACCAGGAAGACACCCGCCCAGGUGCAAAGCAUUGACCUCCAGCCUCCACGUAACACAUCUUACCUGAAUACUCUCCAGGCCUACACCAGAGUCCAGCCUCCACCCGUCAAACAUGUUCCAGGCCAGCCUCUCAGGAUGCUCUUCAGGAGAGUAGGCAAAGCCUGGUGGAGCUGCACAUACAUGACAUCUCCCUCUUUGUCUCCUGCUGAGAAGCCAGCCUCUCCUGCGCAGAGCCCACCCAUGGGCAAGAAGUCUGAGGAGCACUGUGCCCCAGGCCACUGGAGUGUCCUCUAUGAUGACCUUCAGAUUUCUUCUUCCUCUGAAGAGAGUGAGUGAGAGGGAGACACCAAUGACCACUAAGACAUGUCCUUCAGCCCCAGGUACCCUGGAGGUGACUGUGGAACAGAGGAGGGGAAGUCCCAAGGAGUGGCCUGUUCCAGGUCAAUCAGUGAUUCUUCACCUCUGGGGGGUGGGUGGGUGAAACAAUAGUGGAAACCCAGGUUUUGCUUAGGGACACACAUGUGGAAAGCACUGCAUUUUCUCCUGAUGGAAUUAGAGUCAACAUGGAAAUGGUGCUUAUCAAACUGGAAUGUCAAUUCUUUUGCAAGCUCAAUCCUUUGUAGACAACUUUGAGACAAUUCCACGAGAAAGUUUAACUGUGGUGUAAAUAGAAAGCUGUGGUGAGAAUCUGGAAUUGGUGGCAAAUAUCUCAAAGUAUUGCACCUGGCUAAAGGGCCUAACUCUGCUUUAUAGAAUGACAGCAGGGCCCUGAGUUAAGAUGAGAUUUGUGGAUUCUGUGGACUUCUUUCCAUGUAAAUCAUACAGGGGACUGCUCCUGUGGCUUUGUUUAUUAUUAUUAUUAUUGUUAUUUUUCUUAGUAAACAUUAUUCUAAAGCUUUGUUUAAAAUUUUUCUUUCAAUACCAAUAAAAUUCUGGGCA